Oryctolagus cuniculus (rabbit) is the source of this 7847-nucleotide messenger RNA. RefSeq names its product zinc finger MIZ-type containing 1 (gene ZMIZ1). Gene Ontology annotation, molecular function: zinc ion binding; SUMO ligase activity. NCBI's taxonomy places the organism in Eukaryota, Metazoa, Chordata, Mammalia, Lagomorpha, Leporidae. Gene Ontology annotation, cellular component: chromatin. The record is from RefSeq and is a predicted model, not a curated record. Gene Ontology annotation, biological process: regulation of transcription by RNA polymerase II; protein sumoylation.
GCGGAGCCGCUCGGAGCCCAGAGGGUUUCGCCAAGCGUGCAGAGCGCCCCUACGGUAGGGCGAGGAAGAAAGCGAGCGAAAGAAGGGAACGGGAAGGCGAGGAGGAAAGAGGAGAGGCGGAAAGAAAGGGGAAAGAGCGCGCGCGGCCGGAGCGCAGAGCGCGAGCCGAGCGGAGCCCCGCACGGCGCAGGCGGCGGCGGCGGCGGUGGCGGCGGCGGUGGUGGCGGCUCGGCGCUCCGCUCCGGGCUCGCUCCGCGCCGGCUUUUGCGGGCGGCCGGCGGCGCGGGGCCCUUUGGAAAUAGAAUAGCCAAUGUAAUCUGACACUUCAACUUGCUCGGCUCCGGGCGAGUUGAUUCACUUACCCCCUAACGCCGAGUUCCUUUCCACUGUCUGUGGACAUUAAAAAAGCGAGCGGCCGGGCGGCGGAGCGAGCGAGCGAGCAGCGCCGGCGCAGCGCGGUGACCCCAGCCCCGGCCGGCGCGGAGCAGGAACCGCAGCCGGAGCCGAGCGGAUCUCGGCGCCCUCGCUGCGCUCUCCCGGCCCGAGCCGGCCCUGCCGGGCGGCGGCGACACCAACAGCGGCAGCGGCGGCGCGUCCUCCGGCGGCGGCGGCGGCGGCGGGGCUCGCAGCGCCCGGACUUGCAGCAGCAGUGCUGGGCUGAACAAGAGCUGCUGGGCCGCGGCCUCUUUGCCUUGACCCCCACCUCAGCGGCCUCCCGUCCCGGCACACAGGCAGAGGUCUGAGCAGGAGGAAGAGGAGGAGGCCUGGUGACAUCAGACUAAUGCUGCAAGGGGUGUGAGGAGAGGAGCUGCCAUCAGUCACUGAGCUGCCAGACCCGGAAAGGAGGAUGGAGCUGGAGUGAGGUGGCCGGGCCACGAGCUGCUGACCGGCACGUGGGACACUGGUGACUGGUGGAUCACUGAGGCUGGACGACGUUCAUGGCUCUCGGGUAGAACCCAGCGAAACGGCCAGAAUGAACUCUAUGGACAGGCACAUCCAGCAGACCAACGACCGACUGCAGUGCAUCAAGCAGCACCUGCAGAGUCCUGCCAACUUCCACAAUGCCGCCACAGAGCUGCUGGACUGGUGCGGGGACCCGCGGGCCUUCCAGCGGCCCUUCGAGCAGAGCCUCAUGGGCUGCCUGACGGUGGUCAGCCGCGUGGCCGCCCAGCAAGGGUUCGACCUGGACCUCGGCUACAGACUGCUGGCUGUGUGUGCCGCCAACCGGGACAAGUUCACUCCCAAGUCUGCUGCCCUGCUAUCCUCCUGGUGUGAGGAGCUCGGCCGCCUGCUCCUGCUCCGACAUCAGAAGAGCCGCCAGAGCGACCCCCCUGGGAAACUCCCCAUGCAGCCCCCCCUCAACUCCAUGAGCUCCAUGAAACCCACUCUGUCGCACAGUGAUGGCUCCUUCCCCUAUGACUCUGUCCCUUGGCAGCAAAGCACCAACCAGCCUCCCGGCUCCCUCUCCGUGGUCACCACCGUUUGGGGAGUGACCAACACGUCCCAGAGCCAGGUCCUCGGGAACCCCAUGGCCAAUGCCAACAACCCCAUGAAUCCAGGCGGCAACCCCAUGGCGUCGGGCAUGACCACCAGCAACCCCGGCCUCAACUCCCCUCAGUUCGCUGGGCAGCAGCAGCAGUUCUCAGCCAAGGCCGGCCCCGCGCAGCCCUACAUCCAGCAGGGCAUGUACGGCCGGCCCAACUACCCCGGCAGCGGGGGUUUCGGGGCCAGUUACCCUGGGGGUCCUAGCGCCCCCGCAGGCAUGGGCAUCCCUCCGCACACCAGGCCGCCUGCUGACUUCACUCAGCCGGCGGCAGCCGCCGCAGCAGCUGCAGUGGCAGCGGCAGCAGCCACGGCCACGGCCACAGCCACAGCCACUGUGGCAGCCUUGCAAGAGACGCAGAACAAGGACAUGAACCAGUACGGACCGAUGGGUCCCACCCAGGCGUAUAACAGCCAAUUCAUGAACCAGCCCGGGCCACGGGGGCCUGCCUCCAUGGGGGGCAGCAUGAACCCUGCCAGCAUGGCGGCUGGCAUGACGCCCUCGGGGAUGAGCGGCCCUCCCAUGGGCAUGAACCAGCCCCGGCCGCCCGGCAUCAGCCCCUUUGGUACACACGGGCAGCGGAUGCCCCAGCAGACCUACCCGGGCCCCCGGCCCCAGUCCCUUCCCAUUCAGAGCAUUAAGAGGCCAUACCCGGGAGAGCCCAACUAUGGAAACCAGCAAUACGGACCAAACAGCCAGUUCCCCACCCAGCCAGGCCAGUACCCCACCCCCAACCCUCCGAGGCCGCUCACCUCCCCCAACUACCCUGGGCAAAGGAUGCCGAGCCAGCCCAGCACCGGGCAGUACCCGCCCCCCACGGUCAACAUGGGGCAGUAUUACAAGCCAGAACAGUUUAAUGGACAAAAUAACACCUUCUCGGGAAGCAGUUACAGCAGCUACAGCCAAGGGAAUGUCAACAGGCCUCCCAGGCCGGUUCCUGUGGCAAAUUAUCCCCACUCGCCUGUCCCAGGGAACCCCACACCCCCCAUGACCCCCGGGAGCAGCAUCCCCCCGUACCUGUCCCCCAGCCAAGACGUCAAACCUCCCUUCCCGCCUGACAUCAAGCCAAAUAUGAGCGCCCUGCCGCCGCCCCCAGCCAACCACAACGACGAGCUGCGGCUCACCUUCCCCGUGCGGGACGGCGUGGUGCUGGAGCCCUUCCGCCUGGAGCACAACCUGGCUGUCAGCAACCACGUGUUCCACCUGCGGCCCACGGUCCACCAGACGCUGAUGUGGAGGUCCGACCUGGAGCUGCAGUUCAAGUGCUACCACCACGAGGACCGGCAGAUGAACACCAACUGGCCGGCCUCGGUGCAGGUCAGCGUCAACGCCACGCCCCUCACCAUCGAGCGUGGUGACAACAAGACCUCGCACAAGCCCCUGCACCUGAAGCACGUGUGCCAGCCGGGCCGCAACACCAUCCAGAUCACCGUCACCGCCUGCUGCUGCUCCCACCUCUUCGUGCUGCAGCUGGUGCACCGGCCCUCCGUCCGCUCUGUGCUGCAAGGCCUCCUUAAGAAGCGCCUCCUGCCCGCGGAGCACUGCAUCACGAAAAUCAAGCGCAAUUUCAGCAGUGUGGCUGCCUCAUCAGGCAGCACGACCCUCAACGGGGAAGACGGCGUGGAGCAGACGGCCAUCAAGGUGUCUCUGAAGUGCCCCAUCACAUUCCGCCGCAUCCAGCUGCCUGCCCGGGGCCACGACUGCAAGCACGUGCAGUGCUUUGACCUGGAGUCCUACCUGCAGCUGAAUUGUGAGAGAGGGACCUGGAGGUGUCCUGUGUGCAAUAAAACCGCUCUCCUCGAGGGCCUGGAGGUGGAUCAGUACAUGUGGGGGAUCCUGAAUGCCAUCCAACACUCCGAGUUUGAAGAAGUCACCAUCGACCCCACGUGCAGCUGGCGGCCGGUGCCCAUCAAGUCGGACCUGCACAUCAAGGACGACCCCGAUGGCAUCCCCUCCAAACGCUUCAAGACCAUGAGUCCCAGCCAGAUGACGAUGCCCAACGUCAUGGAGAUGAUCGCAGCCCUGGGCCCCGGCCCAUCCCCCUACCCACUCCCACCUCCCCCCGGGGGCACCAACUCCAACGACUACAGCAGCCAAGGCAACAACUACCAGGGCCAUGGCAACUUUGACUUCCCCCAUGGGAAUCCCGGCGGGACGUCCAUGAAUGACUUCAUGCACGGGCCCCCCCAGCUCUCCCACCCCCCGGACAUGCCCAACAACAUGGCCGCCCUCGAGAAACCCCUCAGUCACCCCAUGCAGGAAACUAUGCCACACACUGGCAGCUCUGACCAGCCCCACCCCUCCAUACAACAAGGUUUGCACGUUCCACACCCCAGCAGCCAGUCAGGGCCUCCAUUACAUCACAGUGGGGCUCCUCCUCCUCCUCCUUCCUCCCAGCCUCCCCGGCAGCCGCCACAGGCCGCUCCCAGCAGCCAUCCACACAGCGACCUGACCUUUAACCCCUCCUCAGCCUUAGAGGGUCAGGCCGGAGCGCAGGGAGCGUCCGACAUGCCGGAACCUUCACUGGAUCUCCUUCCAGAACUCACAAACCCCGACGAGCUCCUCUCCUACUUGGACCCCCCUGACCUGCCAAGCAAUAGUAACGACGACCUCCUGUCUCUCUUUGAGAACAACUGAGGGCCCCCCACCCCGUCGGGGCCCGCCCUCCCCACUCAGCCUCCUUACCCUGUCUGUCCCACACACUUUUCCUCCCCAAGAGCCCUCCCCUGCUGCAGCCUCGGUGUGGAGGAGGCGAACAGGGCACCUCGGGGAGGCCGUGUGGAUCUGCAGCCUGCAUCCUGCCUGUCCGCCUGGGCUUGGGCCCACGCUCUGAGCAGGCCCCGAAGACGACCCCCUGAGGGGGACCCGGCCCAGUGAGCGGUGCACCUGACUACGGCGGCGGCGGCAGCAGCUUCAGGUGCACCUGCCAGUGCUCCCAAGGUUCUUCCAUUUUCUAGACUGUAGCCCUGCCUCCCUGCUUCCUGGCCCAGAGCCUCCUUCGAGUGACUACAGAGCCUGAGAGAAGGCCUCCCCAAAAUCCAGGGAGGGGCCCAGACCUAGGAGGAGCAGUGACAGCUUGUGGCAGUGAGAUCGGUCUGCCCACCACCACCACCACCACCACCACCGAAAAGCACAAACCUCUGGGAAAGAGAACAUCUCUCGGGGGCCAAGGGUCAUCGGGUUGACCCCUGACCUCUAAGCCAAGCCACCCUGUCAGCACUCUCAGACAAUGGAGAAAGACAUGAUUCUGUGUUUGAGAGAGGGUCUGCCCCUCUUGCUUGGGCACUGGUGGGAAAGGGGCCCGGGGCCUCCCCGCAGCCAGGACAGUGCAUGGGGGGACCCUGUGACCUUUGGACUCAGACCAGGGCCAGGCCUUGGAGGGCAGAGAGUGCGUGUGCAUGCACCCAACAGACAAUGCGUCCUCCGGUAUGGCCCAGGGCGCCCACCGCCAGCUGCAGUCAAUCUUGGAGCUUUGCUCCAAGCCACUCCCCGUUUGCAAGUGGCGACAAUGGUGUUGGACUUGGACAGAAAGCAAAUCAUUUCUCUCCGUGUGUUCUGUUUCCAGUCCCCACCCGCCUCCCCUGAGAUUGUGCCGCGGGACAACGUGCUUCCCUCUGUGUCCUGGUUGUCCCCGUCCAGCCCAAAAGCGUGGGGAGCAGUGGCAAGGCAGGGAGGCACAUGUGCAGGCUUGGUAGCCAGGGACCCGGUUUGGAUGUCUCUCCGGCCUCCGGACAGUCCGGCCCCUGCGCCCAGGGCUGCAGCCCGUCUACCACCGUGUGUGUGGGACAUCCCUGCGGGCAUCCCGUGGUGUUCUGUGGCAGCUUCGGACGCUACCCUGGGCUGCCAAGCCUCGUCUCCCCUCCCCUCCUCUCCGUGUCCACCCUGACCAAAAGCCCAGCCCGCACUCCUGCUCGCCGCAGCGGGAGCAGCCUCCAAUCUGCCCUUUGCCGCACGGCUCUGUCUGGCUUUGCACUCCCUGGAGAGCGUGUCCCCGCAUCCAGUUGGUUCCAGGCUCAUCGGUGCCCCCCGAGCCACGUGGCCUCUGGUGAUGCCGGGUUGUCCGGUCACUUGGGUCGUGUCUAUAAGUUCUCUGCGCCCUUUCCUGCUGCUGCCUGGGGUCUUCCCCUGGCCUCCCGUCCAGUGCCAGUGUCCCCGGCCACUGUCUAUUGCCCCGUCUCCCCCUGUGUGGUGGGCGGUCCCCAGCACUCUGUGGAUUGUACCGGAAAGGUGGCCCCGGCCGUGGACUUCCGUCACCGCAGACGGCACGAGGGUCUCUGCAGGAGCUGUUGUCCCCGCCGCCACCAUCCCCUCCCCGGACCUUUUUUUUUUCCUUUGUCCCGUUGUCCAGGUUUUUCCAAAUAGCGUUCAGUAUGCAAAUCAAUUAUUUUAAGAAACGCUUUUGUAAAUAUCUUUGUGAAUAUUUUAGUAUCGUCUUUGAUAAUAUUCAACAUUUUCAUGACCUGGUUAUAGCCUUUGCUGGUGUUUUUAAAAUACCCUGACUCAAUGACAAAAAUGGAGUCCUCUUUUUUUUUUCUUUUUUCUUUUUCUUUUUUUUUUUAAAAAAAAAAACAACAAAAACAAAAAAGCAACCAGGGCUAUUUGUACAGAUGAGGGGCACCCAGAGCGAGUGGCCGCGCCGGGGACUGGGAGACCAAGCAGCCGCCGUCCAGCGCCGGCUCCUGUCAGCGGGUGGGGACAGGAUGGAGCCAGGGGUUGUGGCCUGGCAGCUGGCCGCACUCUGGCUCGGACCAUCUGCCCCAUACAGACUCAUGGAUGCCUGCCUUCAGAGUUUGUGCUCCCUGCCGUGGGGUGCUCGGCCCCAGAAGGGCCUGCCUGGGGUCUGUGCUGGUUCCUACCCGGCUGCGCCCAGACCUCUCUACAGCUCGAGUCAGAGUCCAGACGCUCCCUGAAGCCCGGGCUCCUGGCACCUGCUCUAGCCAUCUCUGGGCUUGGCACCUGAGGUUGGGCCCUGGGUCACCUCCCAAGCAGGCCUCCACCAGCAAGUUCAUCCAAGAGCCUUGCUUCCAGCUGGCCCCGGCCCGUGGUGCCCGAAGCCCGCACUCUGGGGGUAUACUCCUCCCAGGGUGACCUUGGAGCCAGGCCAGGGUGCAAGGGAGGUAUGGGAGAGCGGUGGGAGGGGGUGCCGCCGUAGGAGCUGGCAGGAAGGGGGCCGCAUCCAUCAGCAAGGCAGGUCUGAGCCUGGGAAGAGACGUCCAGACCCUUCCAGUCGGCCAUUUGGAGCCAUAAGUCACUUCAGCAAAAAACAAGGCCUCGGCAGGCCACCUCGCCUUGACAAGCAUCGAUCCAGCCCACGGGGACGCCUCUGCCGCCACUCAGCCAGCGAGAAGGCAGGAAGCGCCGAGUGCAGGCGAUCACCCCAUCUUCUUGGUUUGAAGCUUUAUCUGUGUGUCAUGUUCCCUGUAGCCAUUUUAUUUUUGGAAAACUUGUAGCCCUCGCUCCCUAGUGGAAGCCCUCACCCCCAGCAAGCUCCAGGCCUGCGCCCCCACCGGGGCCCUGGGCCUGCCCCACCUGGAUAGGGACGUGUCAGCAGCAUGAUUCAAGGGAUGUGUGUACAUAUGUAAAUGAGAAAUAGACAUGUCAACAGAUGCAUUCAUUUCUCUCGGAAUGUGUAUUGUUUUUAUUUUACGAAACAAAAAAAGGCUUGGAACUCCAUCUUACGUGGAAAAACUAGAUCUCGUUUGUUAGUGUUUGUGAGUUCUUCGCAUCUGUCUCACUCAUGUAAUAUAAUCUGACCCUGUGUGGAAAGGGUUUGUUCUUUGUUUUUUAUUUUACCUACAUGUACUAUUUAGCUUCGGUGUAUUAGUCCUGCCACCUGUGUACUUCUAGGGUGCUAUGGAAAUAACGAAAAGCAACGGGGAUUUCAGAAGAAAAUUGUAACCAAAUUCAUACUUUGUAUAAUUUUUGAUACCAUGAUCACAGGUGAUUGACACGUUCACACAUGCACACGCCCACCAGUGCAGAUGAAGUGACCCCCACAGGAACCCUCAUUGUCUUUGUACAUUGUGUACAAUGCAAUCAUUUCAUACUCUCGACUGGUCGGAAGACUAAUUGUGAUUUCUAGUCUUGCAAAGCUGUAUGUAGUUAGAUGAUGUGACAACCUCUAAUAUUUAUCUAAUAAAUAUGUAUUCAGAUGAAACCUGUAUAUUAGGUGUUCAUGUGGUUAUUUUGUAUUUAAAGAUCAAAUUAUUUGACUAUUGCUAGGCAUUUCUAUACUCUGUUGUAACACUGAAGUAUCUCAUUUGCCCAUGUUAAUUUUUUUCUAAAUAAAUGGACAAAAAACGAA